GAAUGGUUCAAUUAUGAAAUAGAUUCGGAUGAAGAAUGGGAGGAAGAGGAACCAGGUGAAUCUUUGCGUGGUUCUGACGAUGAGAAAGAUGAUGAAAACCCGGAGGACAACGAGUACGAUGUAGACAACGAUUUCAUGGUUCCUCAUGGAACCCUGAAACACAAAAGUUCAAGUUGAAAUUACUCGGAGAACAGUUUGAAUUCGAAAGGAAUGCAAAGACCGCGAAAUUGAAGCCAAAAAUAGUAGGCUGCAUUUGGAGAGGACGUGAAAAUAAAUUUCCAUCAAACGGUGAAUAUUCGAUAUCUAAAACGUUAUAUACAUUUCUAAAAAAAUCAGUCCGGAAGAUCAAGCUGAUUUUUUUUAUUUUUAGAAUAUCAUCUAACGUUUGCUACUUGUUUUCAGUAUCAGAAAAAAUCGUGGACUUCUUGUCAGCCCGAGAGGCCUGGGUAUAUCAGAUACCGGUGUCACUGCCAACUACAAAUGAUGGCUUGACAAACAGCAACUGUAACACACCUGUAAAGCAGCAAGCGCCGAAGAAGACACGAUUUCCGGACGCAGCCAUGCCAGAUUUGAUUCGUCUGAUACAUGGAAACACGUACAGCAAGAAAUACCUUGUGAAAGAGUUCAUAGCCUACUGGAGUAAGAAGAACAAUGGAGCUGAGAAUCAGCUGUCAAAAAUCAGUAUAUUGAAAAAAAUUUGUGAGAUUGGGAAGUGGAUGCCAUGUCCAGAAGAGGGACCGAUGCAUUCCAAGGCUUGCUGGUAUGUGAAUGAAAAUAUCAGAAAGGAACAUGUCAGCGAAGAGCUUGCUUUGCCAAACAAUUGGUCAUAUGUCGUGCCUCUAAAGAAGAAAGAUUUCACGGAAUUAACAUCGUACCUCACUCCGAAGUGA
This is a messenger RNA of Heterotrigona itama, 890 nucleotides long. Lineage: Eukaryota; Metazoa; Arthropoda; Insecta; Hymenoptera; Apidae. The record is from the annotation of a GenBank genome assembly.